GAGAGAGACAGCCCAGCUUGAGAGAGGCAAAGCAAAUCUGGAUCUGGUUUCCUGGAAACCUCAGUCAAUACGCUGUCAAAAUGGAUUUCUCGACAAUUACUCCUUCAGUCUUCCCAACAACAGACUUUACUUCCCUUGGAAACAACAGCAGUAACACCAGUGAGUGUCCUGACCCAGAGGCAUGGGGCUGGCUUACAGCUAUGCAGCCUGCAUUCAUGUUUACUAUUUGUGUGCUCGGCGUCAUUGAAAAUUUGUUUGUUCUGGCCGUCUUCUGCCUCCAUAAGAAAGCCUGCAGUGUAGCUGAGAUCUACCUGGGAAGCCUUGCCGCAGCUGAUCUCCUCUUCGUCUCCACGCUGCCUUUCUGGGCCAUUAAUAUAAUCAAUGACUUUGAAUGGCCAUUCGGCUCUCUCAUGUGUCGAUUGGUCAAUGCAGGCAUUAAGAUGAACAUGUACUGCAGUAUCUACUUCUUAGUGCUUGUGAGCGCUGAUCGCUAUGUGGCUUUGGUUCACACCAUGUCCCACGGGAGAAUGAGGAGACCCAAGUAUGCCAAGCUCAGUUGCUUAGCUGUUUGGAGUCUUGGGAUUCUCUUAAGCAUCCCAACGCUCCACUUCCGAUCCGUGAAGUACUUCCCCCAGUUCAGCGUAACAGCCUGCAUAUUGGAUUAUCCCAGUCCCACCGUGCGUAUUGCCUGUGACAUACUCCUCACUCUACUAGGAUUCAUCUUACCCGUAUCCAUCAUCUUCUACUGUACUUGGAAGAUCAUCCGUGCCUUAGGGGAUCAGCUGAUGGACAAGUUCAAUGUGGAGAACUCCGAGAGGAAGGCCACAGUGCUGAUUUUGGCUGUGCUGGUAGCUUUUCUAUUCUGCUGGGUUCCCUUCCACUUGGUGACCUUCCUCCACAUUCUUGUCGAGUUGGGGGCCCUCAGCGGGUGUGAUCUUGAAAAUAGCUUGGAUAUUUGUAACCAGAUAUUUACAUAUCUGGCUUUUAGCAACAGUGUGCUGAAUCCAAUCCUCUAUGUAAUUGUUGGGAAGAAUUUCAGAAAGAAAGUGAAAGAGUUACUCGUGCAAAUUACACAAACGAAGAAGACACGGGGCAGUUUGACACAAUCACAGACUUCAUCAACAUUAAAGACUUAUAUGUGAGACAGAGAAACACCAAGCUA
This is a messenger RNA of Chanos chanos (milkfish), 1162 nucleotides long. RefSeq names its product B2 bradykinin receptor-like. Gene Ontology annotation, biological process: cell chemotaxis; smooth muscle contraction; G protein-coupled receptor signaling pathway. Gene Ontology annotation, cellular component: membrane; external side of plasma membrane. The transcript has 2 exons. NCBI's taxonomy places the organism in Eukaryota, Metazoa, Chordata, Actinopteri, Gonorynchiformes, Chanidae. The record is from RefSeq and is a predicted model, not a curated record. Gene Ontology annotation, molecular function: C-C chemokine binding; C-C chemokine receptor activity; bradykinin receptor activity. The coding region runs from base 81 to 1142 and encodes 353 amino acids.